This is a messenger RNA of Aspergillus caelatus, 1296 nucleotides long. RefSeq names its product carbon-nitrogen hydrolase. The transcript is spliced from 2 exons. Bases 1 to 1296 code for a protein of 431 amino acids. Lineage: Eukaryota; Fungi; Ascomycota; Eurotiomycetes; Eurotiales; Aspergillaceae. Gene Ontology annotation, molecular function: catalytic activity. The record is from RefSeq and is a predicted model, not a curated record.
AUGGCCACUCAAAUUAGACUUGCUGCUGCCCACGUCGCCCCCAUCUUUCUCUCAGCUCAUGAAACAACUCACAAAGCAAUCCGGUUGAUCGAACAGGCCGCUAGAAACAAGGCAAACCUCAUCGCUUUUCCGGAAUCUUUCAUAUCUGCAUUUCCCAUCUGGAGCGCCCUGCGCCCACCGACCGAGAACCAUGACCUCUUCCAGCGGAUGGUCCGGGAAUCCAUCCACGCAGACGGGGAGGAGAUACAAGCGGUCCGCGCGACCGCGAGGAAGUGCAACAUCAUAAUCAGCCUUGGCUUUUCGGAAAAGACCCGCACGAGUAGUGCAACAUUAUUUAACUCAAAUAUGAUCAUCGACAAUCAGGGAGAUGUUCUCGUCCAUCACCGGAAACUCGUGCCAACUUUUUUUGAGAAGCUGACAUGGUCGCCGGGGGAUGGCUACGGAUUGCGAGUUGCGGAUACGAAGUUUGGGAAGAUUGGGUCUCUUAUCUGUGGGGAGAACACCAAUCCUCUGGCUCGAUAUGCUCUCAUCGCCCAGGGCGAGCAGAUUCAUAUCUCGACCUGGCCAGCCAUAUGGCCGACCCGGUCGCCAUCGCAGUCCGGCGUGGAAGAGCACAAUCCACAGCCCGGCGCGGCAGAAAGGCCAAACUAUGACAAUAUCGCCGCGAACAGAAUCCGAGCUUCAGCCCAUUGCUUCGAAGCGAAAUGCUUCGGGAUUCUCUGCGCCGCGGUGUUGGGACGCGAUGCGAUUGAUAUGAUUGCGUCCAGUACAUCUAGUCUCCAACAGUCCAUGGAGCAAUCCCAGCGAGCAGCGACUAUGUUUCUCGACCCGACUGGGGCACCGAUACGGGGAUUCGUGAUAGACGAAGCUACUUCAGCUUCCCAUUCUGCCGAUUUCCUCCAGGCUCAGGAAGGGGUCCUGUACGCUGAUGUUAAUUUGGAUGACUGUAUUGAGGGCAAACAAUAUCACGAUACCGCUGGUGGCUACCAGCGGAUGGACGUCUUCAAUCUCCAAGUAAAUCGGACCCGUCAACAACCAUCCAACAAAAGCCCAACAGCGACAAUGGCAUCCACUAAGCAAGGUCCCUUCCCCGUGACCACGCCCGGCUCUCACAUUGUGCGCGUCGCCGCUGUGAGGGCUGAAGGCUGCUACUUUGACUUGCCUGUCGCCGUGCAGAAGACCUGCGAUCUGGUCAUCGAAGCCGCCAAGAAAGGCUGCGACAUGAUUGCCUUCCCGGAGAUUCUGGAUUCCUCCAACAGACCCAUAGAAAUUCGGACAUCUGGCGGCCUGUAUUGA